AUGUAUAGAUAUGGUGUUGAAUGUUUAUUUCGAUUUUAUACAUAUGGUAUAGAAAAACAUUUUCGUCAACAUGUAUUUGAAGAUUUUCACCAAGAAACUCUUUAUGAUCAUGAAGCUGGUCAAUUAUAUGGUUUAGAAAAAUUCUGGGCAUUUUUAAAAUAUUCUCGACAAAAACUAAAAAUCAAUCCAAAACUUGAAGAUUUUCGUCUUGAUGGUGCAUCAUUUCCACAACAAUUUUUUCCAACAAAAUCAAAUUAUAGUAAUUGA
Messenger RNA from Rotaria sordida, 267 nucleotides. The record is from the annotation of a GenBank genome assembly. Lineage: Eukaryota; Metazoa; Rotifera; Eurotatoria; Philodinida; Philodinidae.